CUGCGGCCGCCCCCACCUCGGCCGCGCGAGGACCGGCGUCGGGGGCUGUGGCCGCGGCUGAAGUGACUGUGGAGGACGCCGAGGCGCUGCCGGCGGCGGCGGGCGAGCAGGAGCCGAGGGACCCGGACCCCGACGACGACACCGAGCUGCGGCCGCGGGGCAGAUCACUAGUAAUUAUUAGCACUUUAGAUGGACGAAUCGCUGCCUUGGAUGCUGAGAACCGUGGCAAGAAACAAUGGGACUUGGACGUGGGAUCUGGCUCGCUGGUUUCAUCCAGCCUUAGCAAGCCAGAGGUAUUUGGGAAUAAGAUGAUCAUUCCUUCCCUGGAUGGAGAUCUCUUCCAGUGGGACCGAGAUCGCGAGAGCAUGGAAACCGUUCCUUUCACAGUUGAAUCCCUUCUUGAAUCUUCUUAUAAAUUUGGAGAUGAUGUUGUUUUGGUUGGAGGCAAAUCUCUCACUACCUAUGGCCUCAGUGCAUACAGUGGAAAGGUGAGGUACAUCUGUUCCGCGUUGGGCUGUCGCCGGUGGGACAGCGACGAAAUGGAAGAGGAAGAGGACAUCCUGCUCCUGCAGCGCACGCAGAAGACCGUGCGAGCUGUCGGGCCUCGCAGCGGCAGCGAGAAGUGGAAUUUCAGUGUUGGCCACUUUGAGCUUCGAUAUAUUCCAGACAUGGAAACAAGAUCCAGAUUUAUUGAAAGCACCUUUAAGCCCAGUGGAAACAAAGAAGAGUCUAAAAUUAUUUCAGAUGUGGAAGAACAGGAAGCUACCAUGCUGGACACGGUCAUAAAAAUCUCAGUUGCUGAUUGGAAGGUUAUGGCAUUCAGUAAGAAGGGAGGACAUCUGGAAUGGGAGUACCAGUUUUGUACUCCAAUUGCAUCUGCCUGGUUGCUUAGGGAUGGAGAAGUCAUCCCCAUCAGUCUCUUUGAUGAUACAAGUUAUGCAUCUAAUGAGGACGUUUUGGAAGAUGAAGAAGACAUCGUAGAAGCUGCCCGAGGAGCAACGGAAAACAGUGUGUACUUGGGAAUGUACAGAGGCCAGCUGUACCUGCAGUCAUCUGUCAGAAUUUCAGAGAAGUUCCCCACAAGCCCCAAGGCUUUGGAGUCGAGUGAAAACGCGAUUAUUCCUUUGCCAACCAUCAAGUGGAAGCCCUUAAUUCAUUCUCCUUCCAGAACUCCAGUCUUGGUAGGGUCUGAUGAAUUUGACAAAUGUCUUAGUAACGAUAAAUUUUCUCAUGAAGAAUACAGUAAUGGCGCACUUUCGAUCUUACAGUACCCAUAUGAUAACGGUUAUUACCUGCCAUACUACAAGAGGGAACGGAACAAGCGAAGCACGCAGAUCACAGUCAGAUUCUUUGACAGCCCGGGUUACAACAAGAAUAUCCGCAAAAAGGACCCUGUUCUUCUCCUGCACUGGUGGAAAGAAAUCGUCGGAACCAUCCUGUUCUGUAUCGUAGCGACGACGUUCAUCGUGCGCAGACUCUUCCGGCCUCAGCCUCACAGACAAAGGAAGGAAUCUGAAACUCAGUGUCAAACUGAACAUAAAUAUGAUUCUGUAAGUGGUGAAGCCAGUGACCGUAGCUGGAAUGACACGAAGAACUCUGGAUAUGUGUCACGCUAUCUUGCCGAUUAUGCUCCAUACUAAUACACCUACUCCUAAUUUUCAGUUCAAGGGAGACUUCUGUUUUACUUCAUUUUCUGUUGUCAGUACCAGAUAGAUUUCUUCAGAUUUGGACAACCUUCAGCCUCUCUUUACUUUGUCUGAUUCAGGGAAUUGGCUCGGGAAAAAGUGAUGCGUGAAGUUAAAGCCUUGGCCAAACUCGAGCACCCUGGAAUUGUGAGGUAUUUCAAUGCCUGGCUGGAAGCACCACCAGAGAAGUGGCAAGAAAAGAUGGACGAAAUCUGGCUGAAAGACGAGAGCACAGACUGGCCCCUCAGCUCUCUCAGCCCAAUGGAUGCACCAUCUGUUAAGAUCCGCAGGGUGGAUCCCUUCUCCACAAAGGAGCAUAUCGAGAUCAUCGCGCCUUCGCCACAGAGAAGCAGGUCUUUCUCUGUGGGGAUUUCCUGUGGCCAGACCAGCUCCUCCGACAGCCAGUUCUUCCCGCUGGAACUGUCGGUAGCAGACUGCGGAGACAGCAGUGGGUCAGCGGACGCAGCGCACAACCUGCAGGACAGUUGCCUCACAGACUGCGACGUGGAGGACGGCACCAUGGAUGGCAAUGGCGAGGGGCACUCCUUUGAACUCUGUCCUUCAGAGGCUCCCAAUGUAAGGUCAAGGGAGACAUCCUCUUCUAUAGUGUUUGAGGAUUCCGGCUGUGAUAACGCAUCCAGUAAAGACGAGCUCAAAACUAACCGGGUGCAUAUCGGCAACCACUGUGCUAGUAAAUUCGCUGCCUUCCCGUACUCCAGCAGCAAGUCUUCUUCGGAAGCCACCCUGUCCAUUUCUCCUCCACGACCAACCACUUUAAGUUUAGAUCUCACUAAGAACACUGCAGAGAAACUCCAGCCCAGCUCUCCAAAGGUGUAUCUUUACAUUCAGAUGCAGCUGUGCAGAAAGGAAAACCUCAAGGACUGGAUGAACCAGCGGUGCAGGCUGGAGGAGCGGGAGCGCGGCGUGUGUCUGCACAUCUUCCUGCAGAUCGCCGAGGCCGUGGAGUUUCUGCACAGUAAAGGGCUCAUGCACAGGGACCUGAAGCCGUCCAACAUAUUCUUCACACUGGAUGAUGUGGUCAAGGUUGGAGACUUUGGGUUGGUGACGGCCAUGGACCAGGACGAGGACGAGCAGACAGUGCUGACCCCCAUGCCAGCGUACGCCACGCACACGGGGCAGGUGGGGACCAAACUGUACAUGAGCCCCGAGCAGAUCCAAGGAAAUAACUACUCUCAUAAAGUGGACAUCUUUUCCUUAGGCCUGAUUCUGUUUGAAUUGCUGUACCCAUUCAGCACGCAGAUGGAAAGAGUGCGGGUAAGGAACCGUUCCCCAGAAAAUAUCAGAAUAACCCACAGUGUACCAGAGGAAUACAUGAUGGUUCAAGACAUGCUCUCCCCCUCCCCCACGGACCGGCCCGAAGCCACAGAGAUCAUUGACAACGCUCUCUUUGAGGACUUGGAGGUGCCCGGGAAAACACUGCUCCGACAGCGCUCGCGCUCACUGAGCUCCUCGGGACCGCACCCCGCGAGGCUGCCCAGCAGGUCCCGCGUCCCCGCGCCCAGCAGUUAGCCCUGCCACCGCCGAGUGAGCAGUUAAUCCUGCACCACGCGCCCUGCGCCCUGCGCCUUGCGGUCAGCCCGAAGCAAGGGGCUGGGUGGACACAGCGGCCUCCUAGGAUCCCACCGCGUUCCAGAGUGGCGGAUGUGAACAUUUUAUUUUCUGCUCUGCCUUAUUUUGGGCUGCACCUUCCAAGUCAAACCAAAACCAGGUUUGGGGCCCGACCGUGUUUUCAGCCAACAACUUGCGUUUUGCGGUUCUCCCAGCACAGGACUGGGGGUGGGGUGGGGGUGGGGGGCUGCUCGGCUCCCUUCAGCCUGCUGGCCAGCUUUACAGCCUCGCCUUUUGCCUCAGAGGUAGGAGCAGUCCCUAAAAUACAGAGAGCUUUACUGUGGAAAUAUUUUUAUAAUGCAGAAGAAUAAACCCUCCCCCCAUUGUGGAAACUUUAUUGUUCUAGAAAUACAUUUUCUAGAAAGAUAAGAUGGGGGCCGGGGAGAUAGCUCAGUAGAAUAAGAGCUUGCCUGACUAGCGCAAGGCCCUGAGUUCAAUCUCCAGUACCGAGGGGAAAAAAAAAAAAAAGAUAAGACUUGGAAACUGAUUUCUAAAGAAGCUGACUUCUUUUUUGUCCCUGGUGGGUAAAUAAAGAAUCUGCACUAUUUUGGAGGACAAGUAGCACAAACUGUAUGACAGUUUAUGUCUGUAGUUUUAUGGUCCUAUUUGUAGCAUCAAAUAGUUUUAUUCCUUAGAUGGUUCUAGUGAAGGUUUAAGACAUUUUUAUACUUUUACCUCCAGUAAACCCAAUAAGGGAGAAAUGAAGCUUCAUGUGUAAAUUCUUGUUGGGAAAGAAAAAACUGUAGUUUCACCAGGGUCACCGUCUUACAACUAACUUCUUCAGUGAUGGGCUUUUUAACCUCAUAAAAUCAUUAGUCCUCUGUGUAAUCCUGCAGGUGGGUGUAACCCUCAUCCCCAGACCGAGUCUAGAUAACAGCUUAAUCGCGUUGCAUCCCGAUGGGUUUUUGUUUUCAUCUGUAAAUAUGUUUAUUUUUUAUUUAUAAAAAUUCUGAGAUCAAUCCAUUUGGGUUGGUGGUAUACAGAGCGCACUCAAGUGUGUUAACUAUUGUGACUUCUUUCAAGUCUAAAUGAUUUAAU
Messenger RNA from Octodon degus (degu), 4352 nucleotides. RefSeq names its product eukaryotic translation initiation factor 2 alpha kinase 3 (gene Eif2ak3). Lineage: Eukaryota; Metazoa; Chordata; Mammalia; Rodentia; Octodontidae. Gene Ontology annotation, molecular function: ATP binding; protein kinase activity. The record is from RefSeq and is a predicted model, not a curated record. Gene Ontology annotation, biological process: protein phosphorylation. The transcript has 16 exons.